Messenger RNA from Salvelinus sp. IW2-2015, 4321 nucleotides. Its product is annotated as ankyrin repeat domain-containing protein 31. The record is from RefSeq and is a predicted model, not a curated record. Lineage: Eukaryota; Metazoa; Chordata; Actinopteri; Salmoniformes; Salmonidae. Gene Ontology annotation, molecular function: protein binding.
CCAGAGAGAGGAGAUCACUCUAGAUAGGAAUCUCUCCCGGCAUACUGACCACUGCCAGAGCCAGAGAGAGGAGAUCACUCUAGAUAGGAAUCUCUCCCAGCAUACUGACCACUGCCAGAGAGAGGAGAUCACUCUAGAUAGGAAUCUCUCCCAGCAUACUGACCAGAGCCAGAGAGAGGAGAUCACUCUAGAUAGGAAUCUCUCCCAGCAUACUGACCAGAGUCAGAGAGAGGAGAUCACUCUAGAUAGGAAUCUCUCCCAGCAUACGGACCAUUGCCAGAGAGAGGAGCUAACUCUAACUCAAGAGGGGCAUCUUUCCCAGCAUACUGACCACACAGAUAAAGCAGGGUUCAAUCUAGGUGAAUAUUUCAAUUUUAACUCAACAACGAGUGCUGACAGAUACCAACACAAUAACACUAUCUGGGCAGAGGAAAUCAGUCAAAACCCUGACCAGAAUACAUGUCCUGAAGCCUCAGUGCCGCUAGCUGGAUUGGAUGCCACAAGAAACAGCAUCUCCACCGAUAAGUCAAAGGUCACCCUCACCCACCGACCUGCUAGGCCAGAGAUUGACCCCAUGGACAACACCAGAUCUGGGGUAGAGGUUGACCUGAGCCUAAUGGACCAGGAUGACACCUGCUGUACCCUUAUAGACAACCUCUCACUUGUUGAACACCUGUCCCUGUCCAGAGAACCUGUCCCUUUGGAAACCACUGACGCUGUGAAUACCUGUGUGGCUGGGGCAUCAUCUCCAUUUAUUGAUGAUCAGUGUAGCGUGUCUCUUCUUCCGCCUUAUUCAGACGCUACAACAACAACAACAACAACAACACACCUGGAUGUCACAAGACAAGCUUCCAUUGUCGACGAGAAGCAGACACGACCAGUAGAGGCACCAUCAGCGAUGGAGGAUGAUAAUGAUGAAUAUCUUGGCUCUUGCAACACUAGCUCACCAUCCCUCCUAGUGGCUGAGGAGCUCCACGGGCCUGUGGGGAUAUCAGAAUGUACAGAGACCAAUAUCGAUACACUGUUUAUGCAGAGAGCAAGUCAAAUCCCCAAAGCUUCUCCCAUUGGAUCAGAUGUUGGUUUAAAAGCCAACCUGCUAAAAUGCACUGGUCUCGAUCUCCAGCUGAUUGGAGACGGACUGGACAGAGAGACCAUGGCUGCUGCGACUGGUAGAGAUGGUGAGACAUGUCAUAUUGAUGGUGGACAUUGUGAGGGAGGCUCUGUAACACACAGAGAGUCUAGAGACCCGGAUGCUUCUACUACUGACAACACUUUGUCUUCAGACAAUAAAGACAAUGGUGCUGACAGCUUCGUUGACUCUGACUGCACCGUGGUCUCUGAGCUGGACCAAGCAGAGACCAAGAACRAUGAUCUGGGACAAGUUGAAAAGGAGGAGGUGGCGAAAGCUCAUGUUCAACUUGAUUCAGAAGCGACAAUUGGUUCCGUCCAAGAUCAAGUGAGAGAAGUAGAAAACCCAACCCCCGGGGCUGAAGUUGAGACUUUAGAUCCAUUAAUAGAUUACUCUGAGGCGUGUGAGAGGAAUGGUARUGGAUAUACUACUACUGUAAUGGAGGACUCCACUAGCCUGUUACCCGCUUUAGAUAGCUGCCAAGCGAAGGACGGUGUGAAGGAAGAUGAACCAGAGAUGAACACUAUGCAAGGUGAUACGGGCAGCRCCAAACAGCACAACAGCUGUAGUCAACACAAGAGGAAAGCCAAGAGCAGUAGAGCCAGACCUGGCAAGAGGCAGGCCAAGCUGUUGUUGAAACCAAAGCCAAAGCCAAACCCUUGGGCAUCGCAAAACACCAGUACUAGUUACACAACAGGUGGUGCUGAUACCUCGUCUAGUUCAGUAGGUCACAUGCAUGGCACAAAGAUUCCCUUGCGGAAUCUCCACAAGAGAAACAGUAUGGGAGAGAGCCACCUUCACCUGGCAUGCAAGAAAGGAGACCUGGCUCUAGUGAGAGGCCUUCUGGAAGCAGGCCUAAAUGUCAAUCAGAUAGAUCACGCAGGCUGGACGGCGCUGCAUGAGGCCAGUGCUACAGGCUUCGAGGCUGUGGUCAAGGAGCUACUGCAGGCUGGGGCUGAUGUUACCAGUAGAGGUCUGGAGGGCCUCGCUCCUCUACAUGAUGCUGCUGCCUCAGGACACUACAAGGUAGUGCAGCUUCUUCUCCAGUAUGGCGCAAACCCCCGAGACAAAAACGCUCUGGGCCAGACCGCUGGAGACCUAGCCUGCCACGACGACAUCAAACAACUCCUCUCCACAUUCCCAGGCCCGUUUGUCCAACGAAGUUCUGCGCCCUCUGAGAGGCCCUCUGAGCGUUGUGGUGUCUCURGGUCUGGGUCUGAGGGUCGCAGCAGAAGGAAGCCAGCUGGCCCAGCCCGUCUCUGCUGUGAAGGCGACUGGGAAAGGCACAAAGCCAGACACACAGGUGUCAGGGAUACAGACAGAGACGGACAGCCAGGAGACGGAGGACGAGACAGGCAGCCUGGUGACAUUCAGCCCAGACAGAAAGACAGCACCACUGAGACACUGAAUCCCUCUGAAGCUAUCACUACGGCUCUGGACGGUGUGGACCGGAAACAACAGGAAAUGUCAACCUGGAAACUAAAUAAGUCAGAGGAUGCAGACAAAUUGACGAUGGCGCUAUCAGAGAUCCAGAGUGUUCUGAAUGUUGUGCUGGAGAAACAGCAGGCAGAGAAAGAUGACCUCACCAAGAAGUACAGGAUAGCGUCAGACUCGUUCCGGCAGGGAGUGCUGCGUAGUCAGCUGACUUCGUUGGCGUCGCGUCAGAAGAGGCUGCUGGGUAUCCUCCAGAAGCAAAGCGACUUCAAGCUCCAGCUCCGCACCUGGAGGGGCCCGACCCUGACUCAGCACCCCAAGACACAGCACUCCCAGGCGGGGAGAGAUCAGAACAUCUGCCACUCAUCAACCACCACUUCCAGCCCUGCUCCCUCAGAAAGGAGCCUCGCAGGCAGCCAGGAGGAGAGCCACGCUUCCCCCUUGUUCACGUCUACUGGUAGUCACGACAACCGAGACAAACAAGAAGGUAGUAGCCAGACAUCUCAGGUAGCGCCGCCUCCAACACRACCUCCAACACGAUCCGCUACCAUGGUAACACUCCCUUGGAUCGCCACCACGUCUACCCCUCAGCACACCACCAGGUAUUUCGUGGUACCAAUGCCCAUGGCUCCUCCCUCAUCGUCUCUGGCUCCACCCACCAGCACGACUCAGAUCAGUAAGGACAUUCCAACACAACACCGGGAUGACAAUAACAACAAAAACAACACUACCUUUCCAUCACAACAAGGAAACAGAAACAGCCAACCACAACAUGGAAACACCCCUGACAUGGGAAGMAAGGUGUUACAACAAGGGACGCCCAGUGAUGGAGAAGAGAACAGGAAGUUGAUCAGGCUCAUCAAGAGAGGGAUCAUCACACCAGGAGUGGAUGUACUACAGCUGAUGUGGAGGGGCUGUGUUCACCAGGCGUCUCUGCUCCUAGAAGGCUGGAUCAGAGACAGCGUCACGGGCAGAGAGUUCCAGGCCCCAGAGCUCUGGGUAGCAGCUAUCCUGGGAAACAACAUCCCUGUUUCCUCAACCUACGCCUGGGACAAGGUGACGUACAGAGACAGGUCUCUGUCUGGUUACUUACUGGGCGUAGUGGACGUGACAGCCCCAGCAGCAGCAUCACAGAAGCCUGCCGAAUCCACACACCAUGAUGGCUCUUCUGCUCAGCCUCAGGACGUCCCCUCUGCAGGGGCACCUCUCUCAGAGUCAUCGGCAGUACUCAGAAAUAUAAUGCAAAUCAAGUCRAUCAGAUUAAUUGGUGACGAGGAGUUUGUGCCCCAUCAUAUAAUGGACCGCUACUGGGACAGUCUUACACAGACRCACACUGACGACUGGCUGUUUUAAACUGAACGGAGAGACUGAAGACAAUGUUAUUCAUGUUAUAUUUCCUUGUUACUGUAUCAGCGUUACUUAACACUGUUAUCAAUGUUGUAAUGAAACUCUACUGAGACAUUAUCACACUGACAACUGGCUGUUUUAAACUCUUUAUACCCCAUGGAGACACUGAGGACUCAUAUUAAUGUAUGAUUCAUUGUUAUCAAUGUUAUAAUUCAAGAUGUACAAGUGGGUGUUUUUAGAAUGAACUCUUUAUCCCACAAAGAGAACUGGACACUCUAGGGCAACUGAUGUUAUAAUUAAGCAAUAAGGCACGAGGGGGAUGUGUUAUAUGCCCAAUAUACCGAGGCUAAGGGCUGUUCUUAAGCACGACGCAAUGAAGAGUGCCUGGACACACCCCUUAGCCGUGGUAUA